Molecule: messenger RNA, 2318 nt
Organism: Styela clava
Lineage: Eukaryota; Metazoa; Chordata; Ascidiacea; Stolidobranchia; Styelidae
Product: sperm-associated antigen 7 homolog
Molecular function (GO): nucleic acid binding
Source: RefSeq, a predicted model, not a curated record
AAUUCCCCAAAUAAAAACGGGCAUUUCCUAUUUUGGAUUUAUGCCGAAAGGUCAUCGAUUUUUAUAAAUAAGUAUAAGUUCGCUGAAAUCGUUUGGAUAUUUAAGGUUAAAUCGAUAUGGACUUACUGGGAUCUAUUCUAGGAAAUAUGGAGAAACCUCCAUCGGUUUCUGACGAACAAAGAAAGAAGGAAAAAGCGAACAAGAAAAAGUUAGAGAAACUGCAAGAUGAAGAACGAAAAGGCAAAGCAAAGUUUCGUAAAGACACAGAGGAUAGAAUCUCAAAAUUCAUAAACGAUGUCGAUAAAACAAGGCUGAAAUUUGAACCAAUGAACAAAAUACAGAGAACGAUUGUACAUGACGUUGCAGAAAUCGCUGGUUUGAUUGGUCAAGCAUUCGGUAAAGAAGAGGAUGGGAGGUAUAUCAUGUUAUACAAGAAGGAUUAUCCUCCAACAGAAGAAGAAUUAUCAGCUUAUAGGAACGGGGAGGAAUGGGAUCCCAGUAAACAAGCAAAAGAAUCUAAAAAACAGACAGAACAAGUUCAUGAACAACCACUCGAUGUCGCCAAAACAUCUAAAACAACGAACGUAGAACCGUCAACGAAUUACAGAGAUAAAUACAGUCACAUAAUCGGCACAACUUCAGCUAAAGAUGCCGCAAGAAAAACCGAAGCUAAUAAAGCAUUUGGAAUGGUUCCGAGUGAAAAUAAGAGAGACGUUCGUUCAAUAGAAGAAACAAUGAAUGAAAUAAGGAAAAAGAAAAGACAGAAGAUUGAAAACGACGAAGAGUCUUGAUGUCGACUUUAUGUUCUUGUCUGAAUAGUGUGAUUUUCUAGAAUUGUUUUGCAAGUCCCUUCUAAAUCUAACAGCCACAAACUAUGGUCUGCAGGACAAUUUUUGGUUAUUCUAAAGCGUAGCCAGGGAGGUUUUGGGGGUCAGACCCCUCCCCCCAUUUGAAAUGUAAAAAAAGCGUUUUUGUGUAUUAUAAAUAACAAGUUUUUGUAGCAUGAACGCUUUUUAAACCCUCAAUACUCUCAGGUUUUUCGACCUUCGGCUGCUAACUUUUAGGGUUUAACUUGGCAAUUAGAAAUUUCAGAGUCCUCCCCCCCUUGAAAAGUCCUGGCUACACCCCUGGUUAUAUUAAUCAUGUUUGCCUGAACUUACAACAAAUUUCAACAAAGAAUAAUUCUGUUCAUAAACUUGCCAGUACUAAUUCAGCGUUAAAUUCUAGUUCUGCUGAUCAUUAGCCGACUGGUUCAUAGUCCGAAUGAUGACAAUGUUUGACUAUUUUAAUAAACAAAUAUCUUCAACUGUGAAUAAUAAUAAUUGAAUAUUGUUUUUGGAUUCAAAUUUCAUGCUCGCAAGAAAACUCAUCCAGGGUUUAGACAGAUAUGCAAAUUAGUUAGAAAUGAGUGACUGCUUGUCCCGGAUCUUGUUCAGUGUUGAAUGUGAGAAUGAGCGUCAUAUAAGAAACAGAUUAAUUAUAUGAACUUACAAUCUGUCUUCAAAAGUUUGUUUUAAAAAACGGUUUUUAAUUUUCGUGUCGUUAGGUUCACUCCGAUUGUACAAAAUCUUGAAAAAUGAUAAAGUUGCAACUAAGUUCUAGAAAUAGUAGUUCCUUGUGUAUUGUGGCUUUUUGUACUGGACCUUAUUCGGAGUGAAAAUACCUCAGAAAAAUAGUUUGAACAAAACAAUUAAAUUUACUUGUAAUAAAUAACAAAGAAUUUUCUUUCUAUGCUUUUUGAAUAAUGAGCAAUUUAGCAAUGUUUGAAAUUGUGUGAAAUUAUUGCACUUUGAAAAAAAGGAUCACAUGUUUGCUAACUUAUACAAAUGCAUGAAUUUAAAUAUUAUAUUUGAAAUCCAAAAUUGAUUUGAGAUUAAUUGUGUUUUUUUAUUUGAAAUGCUCAUGUCAUACGAGCCUUGACUGAUAAAUAAAUGUUGGGGCUUUUUAAAUGUUCAAUAUUGCAACAGAAGUUAGCAUACUAUGCCGGCUUCUUACCUAAAAUUUCAACUCACAGGGUGACUCCCCCAAAAAGCCUACUACGAAAAAGAAGAAACUUUGAACUUCUGUUUGUGUAUGAUUUGAACCCACAGAUUUCAAUAAUUUACAAAAGUUAUGUUCACUCUGAAUAUGUUUCAAAUGACCUGGGCUCUCGUUUUGUGUCACCGCUGUAUAACAAGCUGAGUCAACAUGGAGAUUGCUAUAUUUAUCUUUCACACGAAAGGAACUUCACCUAAAUCCUACUUUUAUUAAAUCGACAAUUCUUGAUUUUUAGGCAAUUUUUUUAAAUUUGUGAAAUAUAAUUCUGAUCGCAAACAUUG